Molecule: messenger RNA, 705 nt
Organism: Alternaria ventricosa
Lineage: Eukaryota; Fungi; Ascomycota; Dothideomycetes; Pleosporales; Pleosporaceae
Exons: 2
Coding region: 1-705 (234 amino acids)
Source: RefSeq, a predicted model, not a curated record
AUGCCAACCUGGCUCGUUCAUGGCUUUCGGUGGCCCCGCGCCCAAAUUCGCAUUCAUGUUAUUCUGCAGAAUCUCGACGAUGCUGCACCGGAAUGGCUAAUGGCUCCUGCCACCACAGCCUGUCUGAUACAGAACUUCAAGAGCCAAUGGCCCCAAGAGAUGGCUGCGCUACCUGAUUUACGCUUCAUCGAACAGUACGACCCCGAUGAUCUCACCGUCAAGGAUCAACCAUACGCAUAUGUGUGCGAUGUUGUGCAUGAGAUCAGACUCGGAGCAGAUGUCGAGGAGAUGAGGGGAGCGGGGCUGGGAGAUGACCAGUGGGCGGCCAUUGCAGACCUCCGGGACAAGGUGGCGCCAGGAGAGAAAUUGGGGUGGUUCGUAGUAGUCAAUGGCGAUGUCGAGAGAUGGGCUCCGCCGCUGGAGGAAGAAGACGACGACAUAACCCCAGAAGCCAGCCAUGUAUCAAGUCACAGGAGCAGCAUGGCACAGUCGGAUUCAACCCGCAACAAGGAACAAGAACGCCCUUCUUCCAGCCGGAGUUUCAAGAAGUGGUUCGGAGGAAAACUGAGGAAAACGAAGAGUGGAAGGAACCUGAGAGGUGAUACGCUAGAGGAGCCGGUUCCACCAUUACCGCCAAUCUCACCCCGUUAUGCCCUUCAAGCUUCAAAUGGAAAGGCGCCCGCACAGCAGAAGACGGCAUCGUGA